AUGGUUGCUGUGAAAUCUGUCUUGCUUCUCCUCGCCCUAGGCACCGAGAGUCUAGUCGCCUCUCAAAGCGUCAUCUGUCAGAGCAAACUCGGAACCAAGAGUAUCCCUGCCAGCAAGAUUCCCCGGGCCACGACUACCAUCCACAGCAAAGUCACAGUCCAGAAGAAGGUCAUCCGCAAGGUCAACGUCGUAGUUGUUCCCAGACCCACUACUACUACUUCCACUGAGGUCAAGACAAUUACCGAGACAACGCAGGCUGAUCCUGAUAUCGAGACUGCGAUUGAGACAAAGACAGAUACGAGGACUACCAUCGAAGUUCGACUUCAUACUACGACCUCUACGUCUAUAUCCUCUACGACAACUACAAGAUAUACCACCACGAGCACUAUCCUAGCCCCAGCUGGCUUCACCCCUGCUAAGGGCCCUGACUGGCGGCCCAAGAUCAAGGCGAGAGACACCCUUAAAGAGAGAUCUGCACCCGACGUUUUCCUAGCUGGGCUUCAGUCGAACCCUGAGUAUGUCCAGCGCAUCGACUGUACAAAGAAAGUCUUAACGACGUCCGUCAAAGUCACCACCAUCACGGUGAAAGGAACCCGCGUUACGGCCAAUCCAAAGACCAAGACGAAAGUCGUCACAUCAAUUACAACUACAAUUGAGACUCAGUAUCCUCCCAAGGUGACCGAGACUUCAUUCGAAACUACUACUUCUACCGUGACCGAAUAUGACGAUCGCACCGAGACAGUGACCGUGGAGACCGUUAUACCAGUUGACUACUACGAGGCCUGUGGUGACACCAAUAUGCUGAGAACUGCCAAUGGAGGCAAUAAGAUCAGUUCCCUCAGCUACAAGUUCACCAGUAUGGUCAGGUCAACUAGUGGCCUCAAAAACGCUUAUGAGUGCUGCGUUCUUUGCCAGCAGACAUCCAGUUGCUUUUUCUCCAAUUGGCGCGUGAACUCAUUGUGCGCGCUUUACCUCCCUAUUACGACUGAUAUCUGCAGCAACGGCCAGCAGGUAGCCGCUACUUAUUAUACCAGUGCCACCACCAACAAUGACUGGGUUUUAAGUAACGGUCAAUGCGGCAAGUUAACUAAUGGAUCUCAGUAA
Molecule: messenger RNA, 1104 nt
Organism: Fusarium odoratissimum NRRL 54006
Lineage: Eukaryota; Fungi; Ascomycota; Sordariomycetes; Hypocreales; Nectriaceae
Exons: 3
Coding region: 1-1104 (367 amino acids)
Source: RefSeq, a predicted model, not a curated record